Messenger RNA from Aphanomyces astaci, 1174 nucleotides. RefSeq lists its product as hypothetical. The transcript has 3 exons. Lineage: Eukaryota; Oomycota; Saprolegniomycetes; Saprolegniales; Verrucalvaceae. The record is from RefSeq and is a predicted model, not a curated record. Gene Ontology annotation, biological process: ubiquitin-dependent protein catabolic process. Gene Ontology annotation, molecular function: ubiquitin protein ligase activity; phosphatidylinositol binding. Bases 31 to 702 code for a protein of 223 amino acids.
CGACAGGGCAAGGCACUUUACUGUAACAUCAUGGCGACGCACGCGAGCUACGCCAUGUCGGAAGAGUAUGUGCCGCAGCACCAGGGCGGCAAGUACAGCGCCACGAACGCGAAGAAGCGGCUGGUGCGCAAGAUUCAACAGGACAGCUUGAAGCAGCUCUCGCUUGCGACGCAAGCAGUUCUCGUGCGAUCGCCGACGGAACCGUACCACUCGUACCACAUGACUAUCACGUCCGAGUACUACAAGCAGAAGUGGAUCGCGUGCCAUCGGUAUUCGGACUUUUACCGGUUGCGCAAGACGGUGCUGGAGGUGUUGUCGGUUCACGCGCGCAUGGGGUGUCCAGUGUGCCAGACCGUGCACGCCCAAGUCAAAAAGUUCGACUUUCCUCCCCGUGACAUCUUUCGACGGGGGGAACUUGACAAGCAAGUGGCGAUGCGCCUUCCGAUGCUUGAAGACUUCGUCGUCGCGUUGUGUCAGUACCUGUCCACGGAAGGGCUUCUCGUGCAUUGCCGCAAUAUCUUGACCGUUCAAAACAAGGUGGUAGUUCAUGGAAUCCUCCGUUAUCAUCACCAUUGCAUCAAUAACCUAUAUUUCUCCAUAUUCGAUCCAGAAUGCGCAUGCAUCAUGCAAUGUCUCAUCGCAUCUGACAUCGUUUCGACUUGUGCAGAUGAAAGAUUUUAUGCAGUUUCCACUCGCGCAUGAAGAGCAGCAUAUCCGUGCGAUCCGAUCCCUCACGUACGUGCGUUGAUCAUGCAUGCAUGUGUGGUCUCCUCCAUCGAGGCAUUGCAUGUUGCCAAGCAAAGUCAACGGGGAUAUUGUGAUGAUGGGAACAUCCGUAGAUAUGUGGACCCGCGGGAUGUGCAUGUCGAGACCGAGUCGUGCCCGAUCUGCUUGAACGACUGGGGCGAACUCGACGGCAACCAGCUCGUCUACGCGCAAUGCGGCCACUUUUUCCAUGAGCAUUGCAUCAACGAAUGGUACACGACGCGGUUUGACUGCCCCAUGUGUCGUCAUAUUGCUGGCGUGUAAGAAGCACCAACAUGGCCCGUGGCAAGCCGUUUGUCCGUUUAUUGAUCCUCACAUACAAAUCGAAACGUCAUAAAAUUUUGAUGCUCAUCUUUUUUGCGUAUCCUGAUACAAACAGCGAGGUAAUAAAAUACUUGCGAGCCGUUUG